Messenger RNA from Pundamilia nyererei, 1674 nucleotides. Its product is annotated as leucine-rich repeat and calponin homology domain-containing protein 4-like. The transcript has 14 exons. Gene Ontology annotation, molecular function: protein binding. NCBI's taxonomy places the organism in Eukaryota, Metazoa, Chordata, Actinopteri, Cichliformes, Cichlidae. The record is from RefSeq and is a predicted model, not a curated record. Bases 1 to 1368 code for a protein of 455 amino acids.
AUGGCUGCUGGGGAUGGAGCCCAGCUGCCUGCCACAGUAGCGGCCAGUCGUAGCGUGGAAAAAGCGCUCGAGGAGGCUGCCACGAGCGGGGCUCUCAACUUGUCAAACCGUAAACUGAAGGAGUUUCCUCGGAGCGCCAAGAACUAUGACCUUCUGUCAGACCAGGAACUGUUUCCAGGUCAGUUAGGAGGGCUGGACUCUGGCUUCAACAGCGUUGACAGCGGCAGCAAACGAUGGUCUGGGAACGAGUCUGCUGACGACUUCUCAGAGCGCUCCCUCCGCAUGGCUGAGGUCAACAGAGACCAAAGUAACCUGGCGGAGGAAGAAGAGGAAUCCAAUAGAGUGAAUGGAAAUGCGGAGCAGGUUGACUUCAUUGACAGCAGUGUGACCGAGGAAGAGGACGACAUCAGGACCAAUACAUCCAUGCCUCCUUCGGAUCAGAAGGACAGAUCGUCACCGUUGCAAUCCCAGGAGUCUACAACAUCCAGAUCUAGCCUCCACAUCGAGCUGGGCUCUUCAUCUUCAGCCUCCUCGUCUCCUCUGUCCCCCUCCAGCCCCUCCCUAGAGGAGCGAAGGAGACCUGGUACCUUGUUUAUCUGGCAGGAGAGAGAACGGCUUCAGCAGCAGCAAAGGGAGAAAGCAAGUUCGCUGAAGUUCUCCACCAAAACAGGAAGUCAUGUGGCCACUGCACAGCAGAUGGGAAGUAGUUCAUGUGGUACAUCACCAGAAAGCAGCAAAGCAGAGAAUGGCACAUCUGGCCUGCGACACAGAUGUGCAAGCGCUGACCAAAUGAGCACAGGCGCUCCUUCAGUCUCUCUGCAGCGAUCGAGCAGCAAGACAGAUUUCCCGUCCUCCCCCAAGACGUCCCCUCCUCCUGGUCAGGCCCAGAAACCCAGCAGCUUCCUGUUUCGGACGUCCUCUCACAGCAGCGUCAAACCCACAGGGGCCAUCUUUUCUCUUGGGGAGUCUGGCAGAAGCGAGUCUCGCACGACGCUGCGCUUGCCUAAAGAGGAGAGACCGGACAUCACUCAGCUACGCAAGACUCUAGAGUCCCGGCUGAAGAUCACUCUACCAGAGGAUAUGGGUGAAGCUCUGGCCAAUGGCACCAUCCUCUGCCAGCUGGUGAAUCACAUCCGCCCACGCUCCGUGUCCAUCAUCCACAUUCCUUCCCCAGCAGUGCCCAAACUGAGCCUGGCAAAGUGUCGACUCAACGUGGAAAACUUUGUGGCCGCCUGUCGCCGGCUGGGAGUCCCCGAGGAUUCUUUGUGUUCCCCUCAACUCAUCAUGGAGGACGAAGGCCUGAGUCGGUUGGCCCAGACUGUCCAGACGUUGUCCGAUCUGGCAGACCAGCGAGCCCCAAAAACAUGAAGCCUUUGUGGCUGCUAGCUCAAAGCAGUCUCGGCACCCCAGUGCCACGCCAGCAGUAUCUCAGGGCCAGUGUUUUAUUUUUAUAUGCUUCAUAUUUGAUCAACUUUACAGAGUUUGUAUUAAGAACAGCUUUCAAAUUUCAUAAAAAAGGUAACGGUUCAAAUAGAUCUGUAAAUCACUCAAGCGCUCGUUGUAGCCGUGCCAUUUUAGAGAGUCUGUGACGUUUUUGUGUACCUGUAGUCGUACUGCAGUGAGUUCAAAACAAACACAAGUGGUUAAUGAACAAUAAAAAAUAUAUCAAAGCUA